Messenger RNA from Pochonia chlamydosporia 170, 1182 nucleotides. RefSeq names its product ornithine aminotransferase protein. The transcript has 6 exons. The coding region runs from base 1 to 1182 and encodes 393 amino acids. Lineage: Eukaryota; Fungi; Ascomycota; Sordariomycetes; Hypocreales; Clavicipitaceae. Gene Ontology annotation, cellular component: cytoplasm. The record is from RefSeq and is a predicted model, not a curated record. Gene Ontology annotation, molecular function: L-ornithine transaminase activity; identical protein binding; pyridoxal phosphate binding.
AUGCCCCAUUACCCAGUUGACAGCCCCGACGGACAGUCUACCGUGACGAAGCUGGCACUGAACGAAAACACGCAGAAGCAUGUUGACGACUGGAGCCAGUAUGUCCGGGGAGGCUUUCCUACUCUACCAGUUGCUGUAGAGUCUGCUGAUGGCCAUAUCAUCACAGAUGUCGACGGCAAGAAGUACAUUGACUUUAUAGGUCAGUUCGCCGUGAUGAAUUUUGGGUACUCCAACCCCAAGAUCGCCAAGGCCGUUGCGGACCAAGUCUACAAGAUGCCCCUGAGCGGCACCUACCACAUCAGCCUUCUGUACACCGAGUUCGCUAAACGCGUGACCAAGAAAUUCGGGUUUGACUCUGUUGUUACCAUGCUGAGCGGCUCUGAAGCCGUCGAGUCUGCUGUCAAGACAGCGCGAAAAUGGGCCUAUUUGCGAAAGGGAAUUCCUCAGGAUCAGGCACACGUCCUGACUGUCGACCAAUGCUACCAUGGCUUGACUCUGUCCACUAUGCCCAUGGCUACUGUCUGUGCGAAGCACUUCGGCCAGCACCUCCCCAACGUUGGCCCUUACGCACCCACCAGCGGAAAGCUCAUCCCCUUUGGAGACAUUCAAGCCCUGGCUGAGUGUUUUGAGCAAGACGGUGACAAGCUUGCGGCGUUCAUCGUUGAACCCGUGCAGGGCUGGGCAGGCACCAUCGUCCCCCCACCUGGUUACCUGAAAGUCGUCCAGAAACUCUGCAGGAAGCACAAUGUUCUACUUGUCUGCGACGAGAUCCAGGCUGGAUACGGCCGCACCGGCAAGGACCUCUCAUUCCAACAGGAACCAGAGCUUGAGCCCGACAUGGUUACCAUGGGCAAGGCUGUAACUGGAGGUUACUACCCCAUGUCCGUCAUCAUGGGAAAGAGCAAUGUUAUGGACUUGAUCCAGAAGAGCGAGAUUCUCUCGACCUUUGCUGCCUCCCCAAUUGCAUGCGCAGCAGCCCUGGCAUCCCUAGAUGUUCUCGAAGAGGAGAAACUGGCGGAAAGAUCUGAGAGACUGGGAGAGGUAUUAAGGAAAACAAUUAAAGCCCUCAACCCCCCCUAUGUGAAGGAAUUGCGAGGCCCAGCACUCUUUCAGUCUCUAGUUCUCGACCUUUCCAUACCUGGCCUUACCCCUCGCCGGGUCUCAGCUCUUGCCAUGCACUGA